AUGACAUCAAGAGCAUCAAUUCAAGCUCAUUCAUUGAGCACAUCCAGUCACACAACAGAAUCACCAUUAAGCAAUCGUGCGUCCAAUGACAAUGACACUAUUUUGAUGGCAAAAAAAAUGAGUAGGGUCAGCUUAGUCGAACGUGAAGAACGGCAGCAAUCACUUGAUCGUUUAGAAAUGCUCAAAACAGUUGGCACUGGUUCAUAUGGUCGAGUCAUUGUCAGUCGAGAUCGUGACACUGGCAAUUACUAUGCAUUGAAAAUAUUUCCUAUUAAUCAUGUUGUGCAAUCGCGUCAAACUGAACAUGUUAAAAGUGAAAAGGAAAUUUUAUCUGCUAUAAAACAUCCAUUUAUUAUUCGGUUAUAUUGGACACAUCAUUCGGAACAAUUUCUCUACAUGCUUCUUGAUUAUGUACCUGGCGGUGAACUAUUUACCUACAUGAAAAAAAGCGGUACAUUCGAUCUAAAAACAUCAAUAGUUUACAUAAGUGAAAUAACACUUGCAUUUGAAUAUCUUCACUCGCUACAAAUUGUUUAUCGCGAUUUAAAGCCUGAAAAUCUUCUACUGGAUGGUGAAGGUCACAUUAAAUUGGUUGAUUUCGGUUUUGCUAAGAAAAUUUUAAAUAAAACAUUUACAACAUGUGGCACACCAGAUUAUCUAAGUCCAGAAUUGUUCAAAGGGACAGGACACAAUAAAAGUACCGAUUGGUGGAGUUUAGGUGUUUUAUUAUUUGAAAUGCUCAGUGGAGUCACACCAUUCAAUCCAAAUCAAAAUGAAAGUGAAAUUCCCAGUCGUGUAUUAGCUGGCCGAAUAACUUGGCCACGUACAAUAGAUGAACAGUCAAAAGCAUUUAUUAAAAAACUAUUGAAUCAAAAUCCUGACAAACGCCUGGGCGCUGGCAGAAAUGGUUCACGCGAAGUUAAAGAACAACCAUUUUUUUCAUCAAUUAAAUGGGAAGAUGUUUAUGCAAGAAAAUUAAAACCACCCAUUAUACCUGCUGUUCAACAUCCAGGUGAUACAUCGUGUUUUGAUCAAUACAAAGAAGAUUGGCGAUCAGCUCCAUUUGCUUCGGAUAAAGAACUCGAAUUAUUUGCUGAUUUUUGA
Molecule: messenger RNA, 1104 nt
Organism: Rotaria socialis
Lineage: Eukaryota; Metazoa; Rotifera; Eurotatoria; Philodinida; Philodinidae
Source: the annotation of a GenBank genome assembly